This is a messenger RNA of Solanum pennellii, 1368 nucleotides long. Its product is annotated as two-component response regulator ARR14-like. The coding region runs from base 1 to 1368 and encodes 455 amino acids. NCBI's taxonomy places the organism in Eukaryota, Viridiplantae, Streptophyta, Magnoliopsida, Solanales, Solanaceae. The record is from RefSeq and is a predicted model, not a curated record. Gene Ontology annotation, molecular function: DNA binding. The transcript has 11 exons. Gene Ontology annotation, biological process: cytokinin-activated signaling pathway; phosphorelay signal transduction system.
AUGGAGGUAGAAAAUAGUAAAAAGGGUAGAAUUCUGGUUGUGGAUGAUAUCAAUUGCAAUCUUACUACUAUUGCAUCACUCAAGUAUUCCCAAUUUGAAGUUAUGACAGUGAAUAGCAUAGAAGUUGCUUUGGGUGGCCUUAGAAGCAGUGGCCUCUCAUUUGAUCUUUUGCUCACUGAUAUCCACAUGCUUAAAAUGGAUGUCUUUCAAUUUCAACAAGAGAUAACUAAGGAAUUUGACAUUCCCAUUUGUUUUAUGUCAAAUGAUAAGAAAGACAGUACACUUAUCAAAGGACUAGACAAUAGAGCUGUUUUCUUCAUACUGAAGCCCAUAACACAAGAUGGUAUAAAUUAUUUAUGGAAUUAUGCAACCUCAUUGGGAAAGAAGAAGCAUAAAGGAAAACAUGUUGUACAAGUGUUUGAAGAAAACACUAAUGAGAAAAUCCUCAAUGAGGUAAUUGAUAUUGAAUCUUCGUCUUCCGUUAGUAAGAAGGACAAAUCUAUCAGAAAAUAUGACGAUGUUGAAAAUAAAGACUAUUCAUCUCAACGAGCCAAGAAGAGUAAAACCCUUUGGAGGGAUCCCCUUCACAACAAAUUCGUGGAAGUUGUUGAUAUUCUUGGUGUGAAAAAUGCUCGUCCCAAAAAAGUUCAUGAACUCAUGAAUAUGCCUGAGCUGACUAAGAAACAGAUUGCUAGCCACCUCCAGAAAUAUCGUUUGACCUUGGAUAAAAAACCUAAUCCAGAAUUGGUUUUGGAUUCGAGUAAAACCACAUCUGGUAAUGCUAAUCAAUUGUCAAUAACAACUGACAAUAUUUCAGCUUUAGCUCCACAAGGUAUGACAAAAAAUCUCAACAAUGCUGGCCCUGAUACUGAGCCUGAUCUUCGAAACUUCAUGUAUGAUUAUGAGAAAGAUAGAAAAUUUUCUAAUAUAUUAAGUCGACAUCUUAAUCAGAAGCCUUAUAAAUUGCAAGGAAAUCAUGAAGGUAUUAAUGCUGAUGGAAUAUCGUUACAACUUGGUAAUGUUCUUCCAAAUUCGAAUUUGGAGCAAGGAAAAUAUGCAAGUAUUACUGCAGAGGAAAGACCAUUGCAUUCCAGCACUGUUUCUCCAAAUUUGACACUUCAGCAAGAAAUCUAUGGAGGUGUUACUGCAGGGGAUGCAUUGUUCGAUCAUCUUAAUGUUCGCUCAAAUUCAGAAAAUGGGUCAGGAGAUUAUGAAAGUUUUACUGCAGAAGAUUGGUCAAUCCUCAAUAGUCUUUUCUUGGAUCAUGAACUCGAGCAAGCUAAUCAUGAAGGUCUUACUACAAAGGAAGGAUCACUCCAACUUCGUAAUGAUCCCCCGAACACAACACUUGAGUUAAAUAUGUGUUGA